AUGCCGUCUACCAGCUUAUCGCAGGCAGAAGCGCAACUGUACACACUGCUGGUGGAGUCCAUCUUCUGGGGCUUGCACGUCGUUUCGCUCGUGUUUUGUCUGAGAUGUCUUCUGCGGGUGGAGGAUCGCUGGAAGAAAGCCGCAGAAAUAAGCAAAGUUAUGCUUUGUGUCGUUCUGCUUAUGGCGUGUAUUGGCACACUCGAUCUGGUUAUGACGAUGGCCGCAAACCUCAAUACCCUUGCGGCUCGUGAUGGGCCAGGCAACUCGUUUAACUCUUCUGGAUGGAUUGACAUCAUAGGGGUUGUCGAUGUUAUCGUUCAAAUAAUCCUUGGGGACGUGAUGCUCAUUUAUCGCUGCUUCAUUGUUUACAGUCGAUCAUGGCGGACUAUUCUCGUACCGCUGGUGCUUGCAUGCUGCGGCAUCGUGCUUAUCAUAUUGGUUAUCUUCUUCCAGAUCACCCUCCCCUCCGGCGCUCAGCUGGCUAGUCCUUAUUUCCAACUCACCAUUGCUGCGUGGGCUAUGACGAUCUCCAUUAACAUUAUCACGACUGGUUUAAUCAUCUACCGCAUCUGGAGCGUCGACCGAAACAAUCUACAGCUCAUGAAUGUCGCCAAUCGACACGUAUACCGCAACGCCCAGCGCGUAAUUAUCGAAUCGGGACUGCUGUCUACGACAGUCACGGCUAUUACGGUCGUGGUCUACAUUACCGGCAGCCAGGUAUUCUCUCCACUUACAGGGAUCGACAUUCAAGUGGUCGCAAUCGCCUUCAAUUUAAUACUCAUUCGCGUUCACCACAACCGGUCUCUCGAGGCCAGGCAUGCAACGGUCACUUUGGGGACGAGCCAUCCGCCUGUCGGCCCCGUAGCGCGCCGCUCGACUCUCCGCUUUGCCCCAGGGACGACUAUGCUGUCGUCAGUGGAUGGUGGAGACACAGUUCUUCUGUCCGUCAAUGUGCAGGGGUCUGAAUCCGAGUCGCGCAUCAACCCGCUUGAAUCUGUGGAUGAGAAAAGUACCAAACAUUCGUCGGAUUUGGGUCACUCGAUAGAGACAAAAGAUGUCGGCCGCGACGCAUCAACACCUUCCUCUUCUGUGUUUACCUCCCAUGUAUAA
Molecule: messenger RNA, 1110 nt
Organism: Mycena indigotica
Lineage: Eukaryota; Fungi; Basidiomycota; Agaricomycetes; Agaricales; Mycenaceae
Exons: 4
Coding region: 1-1110 (369 amino acids)
Source: RefSeq, a predicted model, not a curated record